Molecule: messenger RNA, 1197 nt
Organism: Dictyostelium discoideum AX4
Lineage: Eukaryota; Evosea; Eumycetozoa; Dictyosteliales; Dictyosteliaceae
Product: protein phosphatase 2C-related protein
Exons: 2
Coding region: 1-1197 (398 amino acids)
Source: RefSeq, a predicted model, not a curated record
AUGACGUUAGGUGUGCCAAUUGUUGUAUUACAAUAUGAUCAAUUACCACAUUUCAAUGUUACCAAUUUAAAGAGUUCAACUCAAUCAAUUCAAGUCGAUAGUGAUUCGGAUCAACCAUUUUUAUCAACCCGUUCAAUCAGUACCUAUCCAACACUACCUGGAGGUGAAAAAGAUGGUGAUCCGAUAGCAGAUAAAUUAUUCGUUCAAGUACAUAAAAAUAGGGCAGUAUUAGCGAUCGCAGAUGGCUGUAAUUGGGGUAAAAGACCAGCAAUGGCAGCAAGGGAUGCAAUUGCAGCCUUUGCAGAGUAUUUCAACGAAAGACAAAAUGAAAUCAAUACACUACAAGAUGCAGGUCAUUUCCUAUUGAGAGCAUUUUGUGAAGCUCAUAAUAAAAUUGUAGAGGGUAAACCUGAUAUUUGGGAAGCAGGUACAACAACUUUAUUAGGUGGUUUAGUAUUGGAAUUUGAACAACAACAACAACAACCUUCAUCAUCAUCUUCAUCAAAUAAAGAUGAAAAUGGGGAAGAAGUUAUUAGCAAUGGUAGUGGUAGUAGUAAUGGUAAUGGUAAUGGUAAUGGUAGUGGUAGUAGUGGUAAUCAAUCAUCACCAAAAUGGGGAUUCUUAUGCGCUAGUGUAGGUGAUUGUAAAGCUUUUUUAGUAUCACAUAAACGUAAGGAAGCAACAGAUGUAACCAAUGGUAAUAGAUGUAAUUUAAGUGAUACAAGAGACCCAGGUGGAAGAUUAGGACCAUACGUUGGUCAAGGUUGGCCUGAUCUUAGAAAUUUGAAAUUAUACUUUACAUUUUGCGAAGAGAAUGAUAUAGCAUUAAUCGUUUCCGAUGGUGUUCAUGAUAAUUUGGAUCCAAUAAUGUUAGGUAAAACGCCUGAUGAAGUAAACAUUGACGCUAAAGGUUGGGAAGAUCUUCCUCAAGAUGAUUUAUUACGUGCUAAAACUCAAUUCAUGAAAUCAUUACUCGAAGAAAUGAUCUUUAAUAAUCCUGAUGAAAAAAUUUCUCCAACUGAUAUCACAAAUAAAAUUAUUGAUCAUUGUUCAACUGUUACUAAAAAUGCUAGAGAAUUUAUGCAAGAGUUCCCAAAUAAAAAACAACCAAAUGAUUAUAGAGAAUAUCCAGGUAAAAUGGAUCAUACCACUGUAGUUGCAUAUAAGAUUGGUUCUGGAAAUUCAUCAUCAUUUUAA